Messenger RNA from Austrofundulus limnaeus, 764 nucleotides. Its product is annotated as general transcription factor 3C polypeptide 2. NCBI's taxonomy places the organism in Eukaryota, Metazoa, Chordata, Actinopteri, Cyprinodontiformes, Rivulidae. The record is from RefSeq and is a predicted model, not a curated record.
UUAAAGCAGCAAGUUUAUUAAACUUAAGGGAUUUUUCUUUGUCUCUUUAGUAGUUCUGCACAUUUAACAGAAGCUGUCCCCUAAAAUGAAUUAGAUUUUGACUUUCUCUUCCUGUUUCUGCAGGUCAUCAAAGAAGUCAACUUGCAUCAUACAUGACAAAGCAUAUUGGAGGAGGAGCUUAACAAUAACUCAAAGCCUAUGGAUUCCAUUGGCUCGGAAGAAGGACAAGAAGAACAAUCUGAGCAAUCUCUGUAUUCAUCAGUCAGCUCUAAAGGUCGACAACGCAAGAAAAAUCCCAAGUAUUUAGAUUAUGAAACAGCUGAUAAAGAUAUUAGUGAAAGUAUAAAACAGGAACUGAUUAAAAAUGGGUCUGAAAAGAAAAGAGCUGCCUCUCAAAAGGGUUCAAAAAGAGGUAGAAAACCCAAGGCUGCUGUGCAGCAGGCUGUGGACGGGGAUAAUGAAACAAAAGAACAAACACCUUCAGAUUCAGUCGGUGAAAAUGUAGCAGCAACGCCUAAAAAACCAGGAAGAAAGAAAAAAAUACAGCCUGAAGCACCUGUCGCCACUGAUGGGGGCCUUCCAGCUGAAGGAGAUGGAGGUGGAGCAGCUGAAAGAUCUGUCAAUCAGGAAAACGGGACACCAAAGCCAAAGAGAAAGUAUGUGAAGAAGAAGGCUGCGGAGCCAGCUGAAGAACCACCUCUUGAGGAGGAACCAGAGGAGGAGGUCGAAACAGGCGGGCGUCGCAGGAGAGGGGCUGCAAAAAU